GGCUCUUGAUAUGUGCGAAAAAGAGCAAUUUUUAAACCAAUGAAUUUAGAAAAACGCGAAGAUUUGAAACUAAGAUGUGGGGGUUCUUGGAAAUUGGUUUUGAGACUCUUGUUGGCCGGAGAAACAUGUUCUAGAAGGGAAAAGUCUCAGGCUAUAGCCGGGCCGGGCCAUAGUAUCGCCGUGACUUCAAAAGGGUCUGUUUAUACUUUUGGGUCAAAUAGCUCGGGCCAAUUAGGUCAUGGAACUACCGAAGAGGUGUCUCGGCCUCGCUUAAUCAGAUCUUUGGAAGGAAUACGUAUAAUACACGCAGCAGCAGGGGCGGGUCGAACAAUGUUAAUCAGUGAUUCAGGGCAGGUUUACGCCUUUGGAAAAGACUCAUUUGGGGAAGCAGAGUAUGGAGCUUAGGGAAGUAAACAAGUCAACACUCCUCAAAUAGUCGAUUCUUUGAAAGACAUAUUCGUCGUACAAGCUGCUAUUGGAAAUUUCUUUACAGCUGUAUUAUCACGAAUCACAGUCUUCAUUCCCAUGGCAGAAGUUAAUUGAGAAUCAUGAUUAGAUUAAGCUUCAUAGCAUUGCACGGCAUAAGUUAAACACCACAUUGAAGGUCUUGGAAAUUUGGCUGCUGCACUUGAAUCUCCUAAAUCUUGGGUUAUAUGUGUUAUGCUGACCGUAGCUAAUAAAUACACUCUUGGUGUCAUUUAUGCAAGAGGCUUGAUUGGAAC
Molecule: messenger RNA, 722 nt
Organism: Helianthus annuus (common sunflower)
Lineage: Eukaryota; Viridiplantae; Streptophyta; Magnoliopsida; Asterales; Asteraceae
Product: protein RCC2 homolog
Exons: 2
Coding region: 40-405 (121 amino acids)
Source: RefSeq, a predicted model, not a curated record